This is a messenger RNA of Lodderomyces orthopsilosis Co 90-125, 2418 nucleotides long. Its product is annotated as anaphase promoting complex subunit 2. Gene Ontology annotation, molecular function: ubiquitin protein ligase binding. Gene Ontology annotation, biological process: ubiquitin-dependent protein catabolic process. NCBI's taxonomy places the organism in Eukaryota, Fungi, Ascomycota, Pichiomycetes, Serinales, Debaryomycetaceae. The coding region runs from base 1 to 2418 and encodes 805 amino acids. The transcript has a single exon. The record is from RefSeq and is a predicted model, not a curated record. Gene Ontology annotation, cellular component: anaphase-promoting complex.
AUGAAUGAUGGCGCUCAGAUGUUAUCUUUAGAACAAAUUAGGAACGUCGUUGGAUUUCCCUCCCUUGAUGAUUUAUCAAGUUCACCAUCUGAUAUAGAUAAUGAUAUUCAAAUACUACUUGAUUGGAUCCUGCCAAUAAUCCCAGAGAAAAGUCUAGAGUUGUGCUUUCAACCAAAUUUACUACCAAAUCAAGCGACCACUACCACUUCAUCCUCCAGUUUCAUGAGUCCCGUUGGCCAAUUGUUGAAGAAAGAAGAAGCUAUUGAUCCAAAAUUCAUGUUGCCAAAGUAUUCUGAUCCAUCUCAUAGGGUCAAACUAGCAAUAAAGAGUUGUUUCAAAAACGAGUCUGAUCAAUUGAAGUUUAUCGAUCUUUAUGUGAACUCGGUUAAUACAAAAUUGAAGGCGUUACCACUGUCUGUUGUUGCUGAUCGUUCAUUUAUGGAAUAUAUCAAUAUGAUCAAACUUAUGAAGCAUCACUAUGAAACACAUCUUGACAACUUUAAUCUUUCCAGUCGUAUAAACUUAGCAUUUACUACGAAAUAUAAUUCUAUAUUAACAUCCUUUUUGUUCGACAAUACCCAAUUUCGUGAUGAAUUGAGCAACUUUUUUGAAAAAUCAUUAUUUAGCAACAGUGCACUUUCAACUCCACUUUCAUCUUCAAUCACAUUGAACGUAAUUGAUAUUAUCUCAACCUUGGUGUCGGUGAAUCUAUCAGAAUGUUUAAAUGAGAUUCUUGUCGUGCUAUCUAUCCAAAGAAUUAAGGCAUUCACCAAUCAAUUGUGUAAAGGGGUAUGGAACAAAGCAUUGUUGGAGUCUAUUGAAUCAUUCAUUCAAAAUGAAAUCUAUCCCAAUUUUUCCAUCAUUGUGAGUUACACCACACUGUCCAAUUUAACAGAUACAAUGAAUAAUGUGUACUUAUAUGAAUUGAUGAAAAUCGCUCACAUGGAGUUGACAUCCUUGAGAAUUAAAGAGAUUUACUCAUUAGUAUUGGAUUAUCCACAUAGUGAAAUUGCCCUUAAGGAGCUCCAUACAUGUUUGCUGAAGAACAAAAUUGAACAACACGAUGUGACAAUGAAUUCAACGGGGAUAUUUUCUUACAUGGGCGAUAUCUCAACUCUUGCCCAAGCGGAAAAGAGGUCUAAAUUGGUGCACCAUUUUAUUCUGUGUUGUCAUGAAAAUCUACUUCAUGCGGGUGCAAAUACUGUUGAUGUCAUCACGUCGUAUACUAAAACUAUCAAGUCGUUUUUAUUAAUUGACCACAAAGGUGUUCUUCUUGAUAAGGUGGUGAGGCCCAUACGUCGAUAUUUGAAGACUAGAGAUGAUGUUAUAGUGAAAUUGGUCUAUGGGAUGUUGGAUGUAUCGGGAUCAAAUAAAUUAAGAGAUUUGGCGUUGGAAUUAAACUCCACUGAAAAGUUCAACACUGCAGCUCAAAUCAAAGAUGGUAUUGAAGAUUCAUUAGACUUGAAUUGGGUGCCUGAUCCAAUUGAUGCGUUGCCAGAUUUUAAGAGAGGUAGAGUCAGUGAUACAAUUGAGUCCUUGUUGUCGAUUUUUGAGUCAAAGGAAAUUUUCAUUGAAGAGUUCACCAAAUUAUUUGGCUAUCAAUUGAUUGAAUCGAGAAAUUUCAAUGUUUCUGAUAUUGAAGCAAAAUUGAAUUUGCUCAAGUCUCGAUUUGGAAAGGACAAUUUCACAACCUUGGACAUCAUGCUACGCGAUUUCCAUACGAGCAAACACCUAAAUACAAGAGCUUCCCGCGACGUGGCCAUAUUGUCACAUUUAUAUUGGGAGUCAAUACUAGAUGAAAUUGAUGAGGAGAGAAAUUCUUUCGAAUUGCCACCACAAAUUGAGCAGGAAUUUGUUGAUUUCCAACACUACUAUAGCCAGCACAGACGAGGCAGAACUUUAAAGCUUGUUCCAAGUUUGGGUACUGUAAAACUCAGACUAGAUGUGGGCGAGCGAAUUCGUGUAUUUGAAGUGAGUACCGACAAGGCAGCAAUUAUCUCCAUGUUUGGUGAAAUCAAUCAUGACCUUUACAUUGAUGAUAUCUCGAAAUCGCUAAAAAUGCCCUUGCCAAUGGUUAGAGACGGGUUAUCAUAUUGGGUUGAAGAAGGAGUACUUUGCGAGUUGAGUAGAAAAAGAUAUAUUGCUAUUGACGCCAUGGAAUCAUCGCAAGAUAAAUACCCUAAAUCACAAUUUAGUGAUGUUGAAGUUAUUGAGCCGUAUGUUGUGAGAAUGUUGCUGAAUAUAACUGCACUUAAUUUUGAAAGGAUGAAAUCUUUGCUUAAAAUGAUGGUUCCUAAAGAUGAAAUUGAUGUGAGUACUAUGGAUGAGACUUUGUUGAAAUCAUAUUUAGAUCACUUGGUUGAAAUUGCAAAAAUAAACUGUACUGAUGGCAAUUACAGUUUGGAAAAGGAUCAGUAG